AUGACAGCAGUUACAACACUUGUGGUCGAGGGUUUCUUAGUAGGGAAGAUGAAGGUGAUGCUAGGAACCGCUAGAUCUGGGCAGACACAUCAACGAUAUCAGUUUCCAUAUACCGGAGUCGUUGAAGUCAUUCUCGUACCAGACGUCAGAGUCGCCGCCUCGCUGGAGUCACCACUGUCUUUCUUUCUCUGUUCGUCUUCUCCGGUGGCCGUUAUUUGUUCUCCGAUGAUAACAUUUUCCCUUCAAAUUGCAUCAAAUGAAUCCAAAUUGGCUGCGUUGGAGGGCUUGGAGCAUCGACAGGUCAAACCAAAUGAGUUCCCUUGUUUUGAUCAUCCCGACGGCGGCGGCGAAGAGAAGAGAUCCCUUUCACCAAACCACCUACCGAUCCAAAUCAUAAGAACCUAA
Messenger RNA from Lactuca virosa, 405 nucleotides. The record is from the annotation of a GenBank genome assembly. Lineage: Eukaryota; Viridiplantae; Streptophyta; Magnoliopsida; Asterales; Asteraceae.